AUGCUCAUAUCCGGCGCGGUAUUCUCAUCGCUGCGAGCACACGCCCUGCGCCAAUGGAAACCCCUCACUUUCUGCAUUCUAGUGCUUGGGUCUGGGAAUGCCGUCCCCUCGCUUUAUGCAGCGAUCAAGACUCGGUCCACCUACGACCCAGGACCCAACAACUUGCUCACCUUGUGCAACGCGGAUUUCUCACAUUUCGAGUCCUUCCGCAAGGGUCCGUUAGUGCUUUUCUUUCUCGGUGUCUCAUACUUCGCUGCACUCCUCGUUGUAAAUGUUAUGAACCUUGCAUUCAUCAACAACGUGCAGCUGUUGUUCAAUCUCAUCGGUGCACUCACCGCCAUAACGGUGGUCUUGACCUGCCGUUUCAUCCUCGACUUAUUCGAAGCGAGCACAAGGGCCCGCUACGGCACUCUCCCCACAUUACACCUCUCGGCCAUGGUGCGCUCACGCUCGCUUGCGUUCCAACAGGUUGGCGGUGUUGGCGCGACUGGCGCUUCUGCAGGAAUCUUCGGCGCGGAUGUUAGCUGGGACGGUUCGGAAGAGAGCGAGAGCGACUGGAGUAAGAAAGACGAUUACGGCUUCGAGCUCCAGCCUAUGAACCCGGAACGACAAAUACCGGAUGCGCACCCUCUCGGACCAGAGCCAUGA
Epithele typhae is the source of this 648-nucleotide messenger RNA. RefSeq lists its product as uncharacterized. NCBI's taxonomy places the organism in Eukaryota, Fungi, Basidiomycota, Agaricomycetes, Polyporales, Epitheliaceae. Bases 1 to 648 code for a protein of 215 amino acids. The transcript is spliced from 8 exons. The record is from RefSeq and is a predicted model, not a curated record.